AUGCAAGCGGUGAUCGUCGUUCUGUGUGCGCUGUGUGUGCUGGGUCUGUCUCAAAUGACUUUCACUGAUCGCUGGAAUAAGAGGGAUGCACCGUUGUACGAGCUGUUCACCUCUGCAAAAGUUUUGGAUUUUUUGAAGUCAUGUUUUUACCAUUCGGAGAACAGAGUCUUUCUGAUGUCUCUGACCAGUUUGAGCAAUAUUUUUUUUAGAUUCUGGCUCUAA
This is a messenger RNA of Angiostrongylus costaricensis, 222 nucleotides long. The record is from the annotation of a GenBank genome assembly. Lineage: Eukaryota; Metazoa; Nematoda; Chromadorea; Rhabditida; Metastrongylidae.